This is a messenger RNA of Haliotis rufescens (red abalone), 2390 nucleotides long. RefSeq lists its product as uncharacterized. NCBI's taxonomy places the organism in Eukaryota, Metazoa, Mollusca, Gastropoda, Lepetellida, Haliotidae. The coding region runs from base 1200 to 2180 and encodes 326 amino acids. The record is from RefSeq and is a predicted model, not a curated record. The transcript has 2 exons.
CUUUGACAAAUUGCCUCUAAUAAUGUACACUCAAAGAUAUUGGUAAACAUGAAGUGAGGUGAUUGUGCUGAUGUUUAGCAGGAGAAGCAAUGCAUGGAUACAUUCACAUCAAACCUCAACAUUCCAUCAGUGUAUAGUGACACACACAGACAUAGAUCAAACGCUAUGUUUUACAUAAACAUCUCUCUCCCUACCCCAUACACAUGUCAUUUCUGAUACAGACAAAGGAACAAUGCAAAAUGAACAUCAAUGUCAUGACAGGCUUCACCAACUGCACAGUGUUGGAUUGAAUACACUUAAAGAGAUCAUAACGGCAGAGACAAGCACAUAAACAGCUUAAUUACAUCCAAAGUUUACCCUUUGACCCCCAGGGUAGGUACGAGUCAUGUCAAGCUCACAUCAAGAUACAAGCCUAAAGACAUGCUCUAUGAUCAUUCCAACACUAAGUAAACCAAGCUACAUUCUUCUCUCACAGUUCUUGUGGGCUCUUCCUUUCUCCUCCCUCGGAGCACCUGCUAAAUGACACGCAACCAUUGAAAUGUGAUUCACAACCAGGUAAAUAAUAUCUCCAUUCCUCACAUUAUACAUAAAGACCUUACAUAUGACUCAUCACUGGGCUCUUUGAAGAGGGACACUACUAGAGCCAAAACCCACUCAUAAUCGGCAUAUAAAUCUGGACUUAAUAGACUCCACUCUCAUAGCUUGUGGAUGUAAUAUAUUCCCUAUCUUUGAACACAACACACAGGGCAGCAACAGGCAGUGUUUAUCAAAGUGGGAAAGAAAUCAAUGAAGAUAUGAGCAAGGAAAUUUAAUGGUGCCAGGACUCUUCAGAUGAAUGUACUGAACGACCUGAUCUGAAUCAAAAACAUUCAUUGACCAGUAAAAAAUACAUUCCAAAGUCUCUUGGACCAAGUUGAAAAGCUGUCAUCGGGAGACCAAAGGGACAUUACCCUGUAUGGACUGUUACCAAGCCAUGCCAUGACCUCACUAUGAAAAGCUUGAGAAUCUUUAUUCAACCAAUGGCAUGAUUAAGCUAUCAAGAGGCACCUAACUUAUAUAUAAAUAUUUUCAUCAGUUCAGUAUCGUGUGGUAUUCUAGAGUUUGCUUUUAAUAAGCAAUGAUAAGCUGGUUCAAUUACAUUGAUCUAAAAAGUCGUAAAUAUUUUCAAAACUUUUUCAUUCUUCAGCAACAGUUUUAGAAUGGAAAACCAUGUUGUAAAUGUCACCAUGACAACACCUGUCAAUAUGACACAGGCACAGAUUGUAACAACGGCUGUGAUUGGUUCAAUUCUGGUCAUCCUGGUUGUGUUAAACCUGGUGAUGUUUUCCAUUUACAAGAAACUGACAAAUGAUCCUGAUUCAAGCAGCAAAUCCAAGAAGCGUGAGAGUGUGCAGCUGUACCAGGUGAAGCCAGCAGGAGAAUACAACUCUGUAUCACGCAGCAGCCAUCUCAACCAAUCAUAUUCCAGGGAAAACAUCACACGCACUAUUUCCUUGAAUGGAGAGGACAAUAUAUCAGGUGACUAUUCACUAGCAGACAGGUCCCUGAGCCGAGAUAGGAGUUUGGAAACAGCUAGUGGCCUUGACCUCUCCCCACAGUUAGAUACUUCAUUUAUUUCGCACCAAUUUCGCAGGAACGAAAAUCUUGACAAGUCACACGAGACAAUUUCAAACUUGGAGUUGAGCCAAUCCACAGACUCAUCACAAGUUGAAACCGAGGCUCAGAUUCAUCGUCAUCAUUUACCCAAUGAUAGAAAAUCAAGUGGAUUUAGUGACAUCCAUAGAUAUCGAAGCAUAAAAUCUCAAAUGAGGGAGAAACCAUUGAAUGUCGGUCCUCGUCAACAUCAUGAUGCCCAUCCCAUUCCAACAGGGAUAACCAGGGAGAGGCACAUCACUGGGACGUGCUCUCAAGGCCAACAAUGUUGCCAACAGGUGCGGGGAUACGUGGAUCUGACGGACUUUGACAAUGACACGGAUACGGACAUCCAGUGCAUGUGCAGCAUGACCAGUGUAGAACUGCCCUCUAUGGUGGUGGGGGUGGAAACCCUAGGGGGACAUAGUAGCAAACAGAACAGCCCCAUCCAUGUUCUUGGAAGACCGAUUGUAGAAUUCCAGAACCAAGCAUUUGAAUUUUCAGAAACAAAAACUGCCCUGGAAGAAUUUACUGACACCGAAUUGUGAUGGUAGCCUACUGGUUGAAUGUGUGUAAUCAAACCGUCCUUGAGGUUAUAAGUUUGCCUCUUGAAUAAGAACUGCUAGCUAUCCCAGAAUUUGGAGUAAGCUGUUCCAUGUGCACCCUCCAUGUUCUGACAUAUACGGUUACAUGACUAUAGUCUUCAUGUAUUGGAGAGAACCUGUAUUUGAAGUUUGUACAUAAAGACUGUAAAUCCA